Odocoileus virginianus texanus is the source of this 1176-nucleotide messenger RNA. RefSeq names its product triggering receptor expressed on myeloid cells 1 (gene TREM1). NCBI's taxonomy places the organism in Eukaryota, Metazoa, Chordata, Mammalia, Artiodactyla, Cervidae. The record is from RefSeq and is a predicted model, not a curated record. Gene Ontology annotation, biological process: cytokine production involved in immune response; neutrophil-mediated killing of gram-negative bacterium; neutrophil chemotaxis.
GCCAGGAGCCACAGAACAGUUGGAGUCAGUGCACAUGAAGGAUGAGGCAGGCCAGGCUCUGGAGGCUGCUCUGGAUGCUCUUCAUCCCAGAAAUCCAAGCUGUCGCUGAAGUAUUUGAGGAGAAAUGUACUCUAGCAGAGGGGCAGACCUUGAAUGUGAGCUGUCCUACAAAUACCAACAUAUAUUCCAUAAGCCGGAAGGCUUGGCAGAGGCUGAAAGAUAACGGGGAGGUCCAGACACUGGCAGUCACAGAGGGGUCCAGUCAAGUCCAGGUGGGGAAGUACUUCCUCAAAGACAUCCCCAGUGAAGGCAUGUUGCAAGUCCGAGUGAUCAACCUUCAAGUGGAGGACUCAGGACUGUACCGAUGUGUGAUCUUGGGACCCAGCGACCCCAUCAUCCUGUUCUACCCUGUCCGCCUGGUGGUGACCAAGAGUUCUUUGGGACCCCCUGCCUCAGAUGACUAUCCUUGCCAGAUCUCUGCUCGGAAUCCCACCCUUCCUCCCAUCACCACCAAGCUCCGUCCCAGGCCCAGGACUGUGACCCAACUCAUCCCCACAUCAACUAAUAGCCUCUCCUCUUCUGGUUUCACAGUCACUCCCACAAAUGUGACACAUGUCACCAGGACCCCUGAGAUCAGCUUCGUCAUUCCUGCGGCAUGUGGACUCCUGAGUAAGACCCUGGUCUUCAUCGGUCUGUUUGCUAUCACGCAGAGGUCAUUUGCAUCUUAGCCACAGGAAUCCACAAGAAUGAUCCCCGACCUCCAUCCGUGUCCACCUGGCAGUUGUGCCUAAAGAGGGGUAUAAGGGGAAGAGGCGGGGGUCAGUGACAUGAGCUGAUCUGUAACUCAGGUGACAUCUAAGGCUCAGGAUCCCACCUUCUUGGCCCUGUUAACUCCCCUCAUUUAACUGAUAACCUUGGGCGUGCAUUGUCCCCUCACAAGAGAAGAUAUGGCCCCAAACCUGCUCAUUCCACAGGUGGCUCAGGGUUUGCAUUAAAUAAAGACACUGCCUGGGACUUUCCUGGUGGCCCAGUGGCUAAGUCCGAGUUCCCAAUGCAGAGGGCCCCCUGGGUUCCAUCCCUGUCAGGGAACUAGAUCCCACAUGCUGCAACGAAGGUCAAAAAUCCCAUGUGGGGCAACUAAGACCCGGCACAGCCAAAUAAAUAAAUAUUAAAAAA